Messenger RNA from Macadamia integrifolia, 741 nucleotides. Its product is annotated as protein trichome birefringence-like 42. Gene Ontology annotation, molecular function: O-acetyltransferase activity. Gene Ontology annotation, cellular component: Golgi apparatus. The record is from RefSeq and is a predicted model, not a curated record. Lineage: Eukaryota; Viridiplantae; Streptophyta; Magnoliopsida; Proteales; Proteaceae. The transcript has 3 exons. The coding region runs from base 292 to 726 and encodes 144 amino acids.
CUCUCACACACACACACACACACACACGCUUCUUCUUAACUUUUUGCUCCAAUCUUCCCUUUCUGUUGCAGACUGGAAGCUGAGGGACAUGGCUUUCGGGUUUCAUAACUAUUUCUCUAAUGUUACCAUUCUAAUGUUGAUUUGGUCAUCUAUUCACAUAUCGCUGCGAAAUCAGAGCAUGUCAGAAACAAACACAAAUUAAAAUCAAAUAGCUGUGAUCUCUACCAGGGGAGUUGGGUAAAUGAUUCAUCUCCUCUCUAUGACACUUCGAGCUGUCCAUUCAUCGACAAAAUGUUCGAUUGCCAGAAGAAUGGAAGAACGGACAAACUCUAUCUCAAUUACAGAUGGAAACCCACUUCCUGUGAUUUGCCUAGGUUUAAUGGAGAAGAUUUCUUGAGGAGAUUUCAGGGAAAGAAGAUCUUGUUUGUGGGAGAUUCGCUAAGCAACAAUCAAUGGCAAUCUUUGAUAUGCAUGCUUCACUCCUCAGUGCCGCAGGCAAAAUAUAACUUGCAAAUGAAUGAUCCCUUUUCUACUUGUACAUUUCCGGAUUAUGGUUUGUCAUUGAUGUUCAAUCACAACAACCUCGUAGUGGACAUUGUUAAUGAAAAAAUUGGGCGGGUUUUAAAGCUUCAAUCCAUCAGAAAUGGUGAUUCAUGGAAAAAUGUGGAUGUGUUGAUAGUUAAUACUUGGCAUUGGUGGUUCUACACAGGAUUUUUACAACCGUAAGUGGGAGCUAUAUGA